UGCGCGGCGGCGGCGGUCGUUGCUGGGGGCGGGAGGGGGAAUCCCGGUUGCUCCGCCGCGAUGGCCUCCAGCGGGGAGGAACCGAGGAGCGGCUCCCCGGGGAGGGCAGGCACCGGCACCGAGCUGUCGCCCAUGGGUGAUGCCGCUCAGCUGGACACGGCAGAGGAUUUCGAGGUCCUGGAAGAGGAGGAAGAGGAGGAGGACCUGAGCGAGCUGCCCCCGCUGGAGGACGUGGGCAGGCCGCCGGCCCCGCAGCGGGAGGACACCCAGCCCCAGGAGCAGGGCAGGGGGGAAGUGGCUGAAGACUCCCAGGAGUGGCUCGAUGUUUUGGGGAGUGGCUUGCUCAGGAAGAAGACGCUGGUGCCGGGCCAGGGGGUGGACACCCGGCCACGCAAGGGCCAGAAUGUGACCAUCCGCCUGAAGGCCACGCUGGAGGAUGGCAGUGUGGUGGAGGAGAACCCUGCCCUCACCUUCACGCUGGGGGACUGCGAUGUCUUGCAGGCUCUGGACUUGUGUGUGCAGCUCCUGGAAAUGGGGGAGACGGCUUUGAUUGUGUCGGAUGCAAAGUAUUGCUAUGGCACUCAGGGCAGGAGCCCUGACGUCCCACCCAACGCAGCCCUCACCCUGGAGGUGGAGCUGCUGGCGGCUCAGGAUGCACCGGACCUGGAGCUGCUCAGCGGGAAGGAGAAGAUAGAGCUGGCCAACCGCAAGCGGGAGCGCGGCAACUUCUUCUACCAGCAGGCAGAUUACGUGCUGGCCAUCAACUCCUAUGACAUCGCCCUCAAGAUCAUCAGCUCCAGCUCAAAAGUUGACUUUAGCCCGGAUGAGGAGGCUGAGCUACUAGAUGUGAAGGUGAAAUGUCUCAACAACCUGGCAGCCUCUCAGCUUAAAUUGGACCAUUACGAGGCAGCCCUGAAGUCCUGUAACCUCGUCCUGGAGCACCAGCCGGGGAACAUCAAGGCUCUUUUCCGAAAGGGCAAGGUCCUGGCUCAGCAGGGCGAAUACAGAGAGGCCAUCCCCAUCUUAAAGGCGGCGUUGAAGCUGGAGCCUUCAAACAAGACCAUCCACGCUGAGCUCUCCAAGCUGGUGAAGAAGCACGCGGACCAGAAGAACAUGGAGACGGAGAUGUACAGGAAGAUGCUUGGGAAUCCCAGCGCCGCCGGCGCGCCGGGGAAAUGCAAAGACAAGCUGCCCUGGUCCAUCCCCUGGAAGUGGCUCUUCGGUGCAACAGCCAUCGCGCUCGGUGGUGUGGCCUUAUCCGUGGUCAUCGCAGCGAGGAACUGAGGAUGGUGGCGGAGCGGCCCCGCAGCACAGGACCUGCGCUGGGACGUGCCUCUCUCAUGUCAAGGGGCUCCACCGACCCCUCCCCACGGACUCGCAGUUGCAGAAACACUAAUGCUUUCUCUGCCGGGGUGCCGGAUCCCCCUCCUGACAUCCCCCCCAUACCCCUCCCGGCGCAGGCGGGAUGCAGCUGCAGGGAUGGAGCCGCAGGAAGAGCAGAGACACGCGCCCCCCCAAGCACCCUCCUGGAAAUUGGGAGCCCAGCCCCGAAGCGUGUCAGGGGGGAGCGGGAGCUCCUGCACACCAGUCUGCUGUCACUGUCCCCAGCCUGGUGAGCCCCACUGGGCACCAUGGUCCUGCCGACGUGGCGGGAUGGGCAGGGGGGAAGCGUGUGGAAGGAAGCCAUGUGGGGUAUGAGCAGGCAGGGUGGUUUCUGCGGCCGGGCUGUGGGAAGGGAAGCGAUGCGGACGUGCCAUGGGGCAUGUGCAGUGCUAUUCCUUGUGUCCUGGGGGGCUGCCAGCGGCUCAGCCCUCCCGCAGGCACCCGCUCCCCUCCUUGGCACUACCCCCAGAGCGUGCAAUGUCCAAAGGAAGCCAAAGAAACCCGUGGCGGGAGGGUUGCAGGAGGGGAGCACUGGAGACCCCCUCGCCAGGCUGUCUCGUGUAGGUCCAAGCUCUCGGAGUCCCGCUUUGCCCUGCAGCUCUCUCCAGCCUGGGGCCGCCCCCGGGGCCUGCUGCCGCUCCAGUCCCAGCUCUGCUCAUGGAUUGGGGGGGUGGGGGGGUUGUAGUACUGUCCUCCUGCCCCAAACUGACUGUGAACUUCCCAAAUAAAAGACAAUUCCUUCA
Tyto alba (common barn owl) is the source of this 2126-nucleotide messenger RNA. RefSeq names its product FKBP prolyl isomerase 8 (gene FKBP8). Gene Ontology annotation, molecular function: protein binding; peptidyl-prolyl cis-trans isomerase activity. The coding region runs from base 61 to 1284 and encodes 407 amino acids. The record is from RefSeq and is a predicted model, not a curated record. Lineage: Eukaryota; Metazoa; Chordata; Aves; Strigiformes; Tytonidae. The transcript has 9 exons.